CUAAAGAACCAUUUCAAAAGACAAGACUAAAGAACCAUGUCAAAAGACAAGACUAAUGGACCAUUUUGGACCUUGUGUUUUGCAAAAAUUACCAAUUGAACCAUCUGUUUUGUUAAAUGACAAAAUGGACCAUCUGUUUUGUUAAAUGGUAAAAAUAGAACCAUGAGCUUAAUUUUCAACAAUUUUAUUUUUUAAUAUAAUCAACUUUUAUUAUAUAAGCUGAUUUCAUUUUAAGGUUAUGCUGUUUCUAUUUUGAGGUUAUAGUAUAUCCAUUUUAUAAAAAUUAUUUCUAUUUCGAUAUUAUGUUGUUUUCAUUUUGAGAUUAUGCUGUUUCUAUUUAUAUAAAUACAUAAAAAAUAAGAAAUUAUUCUAUAUACUGUUUUUUUUAAUUUUUUUUUCAGCGCUAGUUGCAAUAGGGAUUUUUAUACGAUUUUUUUGUUGCAAUUUAAGUUAGAGUGCUAGUUGCAAUAGUAUAUAAAUUAACUACAAAAGAAUCAAUUAAGUCAAAUUAGUUGCUAAAAUAAGGGAAUAUCUAAAAACAUAUUUUUCUAAAUAACUGCAAUAAAGUUUGAUUGGAGAAUGAUAGUGAGUGGUGAUGUAAAUGGGCGGGAGAGAGGUCGGUUUCCAAAUUCAUAUAAAUUAUAAUUAAAAAGAGCAUUUGAAAAUCACACACUUUUACUUCAUUCCUCUUUUAUUUAAUCCAUUGAAUACUCCCAAUCUUCUCUGCAAAUAAUCUAAGAAAUGGUGAGGCUAUGUGAUUUGCCAAAGGAAAUCAUUGAGAAAAUCAUGUUGGGGGCACCUGCAGAUUCUGUGUUUCAGUUUAAAUUUGCUAACAAGUUUUGGUAUUCCCUUAUCUCGGAUUUCAUCAAUAACCCCGAAUUUGUUUCCAAGCACCUUCUCAUUGCCAAAAACCAUUCCUCUACAUCCUUACUUUUCAAUUCGCGUUCCCCCCAUGCCGAUCAACGCUUGAUCACAUUCCCAUUGUUGAGUAUAAACCAUGAUGAUGGUAAGAACAAUCGUUUUAUAACAUCCACAGAAGCUGUAAGUGUACCACUUAUAAUUAGCAAACCACCAAUUAGAAACUAUGAUAAUUAUGAUUUUUAUGAUUCUGAUUUUGGUUAUGAUGAUCAUUUAAUAACAUCAUCGCUUAUUAGCAAACCAUUUUCGGCUAUAAGCUAUGAUGAUUAUGAUGACUAUUAUGAUUAUGAUGAUCAUUUUAUGACAUCCCCAGAAGCUUUUAGUGUACCACCUAGAACCUAUGAUGAUGAUGAUGAUGAUUAUUCUGAUUUUGAUGAGGAUUUUAUAUCCCGAGAAGCAAGGUACAAGGAUAUGAGUCAAUGGAGUGAGGUUUGUAGCUGUGAUGGGCUCAUUUUGCUAGUGAAUAAGCUUGGGACAAUGAUGUUAUGUAAUCCUGCUUUGAAAGAACACACGAUUCUCCCAAAACCGAAGAAUGCCAAGAUUAAAUCACCUUCUCCCGGUAUAGGAUUUGGACUCGAUCCUGUAACCAACGAGUACAAAUGUGUUGCCAUUUGGUGCCAUUAUGAAGGAUUAAAAGUUGAGGUAUACACAUUGGGUUCUGAUUCUUGGAGAGAGAUUAACAUGCCUGAAGACAAAAUGGAUGACAUAAUAGAUGAUAUGAUGUUUGAUGAAGAAUUAUAUAAUGGUUUAUGUUGCAGAGGUGUUUAUUACUGGCUGGUAAAGAAUCCAUCCUCCUGUCAGGAUGAUAAUAUGAUCUUCAGUUUCAAUUUGAGUAAUGAGGAACUCCAACUCUUACAUGUGCCAGAUCUUGAAACUUUGGGCAUUGACCGUCGUUAUUGGCUCCACCUCUCUGUCUGGAAUGAUUCAGUAAUGAUGUGUUUGACAACUCGAAGCUUAAUCAUUCAUAUCUUCAGGAUGGAUGAAGUUGAAGACGGUUCUUGGACCAAAUAUGCCGUCAAGGUUGGACCAAUGCACAAUCAUCAAAAUGUGUUACCUUAUUGGAAGAAUGAUGAGAUUCUAAUGAGUAUCUGGAAGAGAGAUGAUAUGCCUAAUGUGAAAUUGGUGUAUUACAACAUUUUUACCCAAGAGAUGAGAGAUGUUUGUGAUAUGGAUAGGAGCAUAUUAGAUAGUCCAGUUUGUUCUUAUGUAAAAAGUCUUGUUUCUAUUAGGAGGUGAAGCUUGUUCGGUUAUGGUCCUGUUAGGUGUUACUACCUUAUGAUUGUUCUUAAACAUAUGUGUAUGUUGUUUUGGAAAGUGAUCUCAAUGUAAUGUUUUGUGUUUGUGGAAUGAUUCAGUUUCUUUUUUUUUUUUUGACCAUUUACUCUGUUUCAUAUGAUAAAGUUGAGAAAAAGGAUAUUCUCUUUCAUGGUUAA
Molecule: messenger RNA, 2351 nt
Organism: Cannabis sativa
Lineage: Eukaryota; Viridiplantae; Streptophyta; Magnoliopsida; Rosales; Cannabaceae
Exons: 2
Coding region: 742-2154 (470 amino acids)
Molecular function (GO): protein binding
Source: RefSeq, a predicted model, not a curated record